AUGUCGUCCCGCUCUGCCUGGCGAGCCUUGCACUACAGCGCGAAGAGGCGUGCUUUUCAGUCGCCGGCGCCCUACCGGUGUUUCUCGUGCGCGCGCCGCGCCCAGGAACAGCCCAAAUCCGAGCAUGAACGCAUGACGCAUUUCGGGUUCAGCAAUGUGCCCGAGUCGGAGAAGGAGUCGCGUGUGGGCGCGGUAUUCAGCUCCGUCGCAGCAUCCUACGACCGCAUGAACGACCUGAUGUCACUGGGCGUGCACCGGCUGUGGAAAGACCACUUCGUGCGCUCACUGAACCCGGGAUCCGCACUGCCCGCCCGCGACUGCGACACGCCCAACCAGCAGGGAGGCGGCUGGACGAUCCUCGACAUCGCCGGCGGGACCGGCGACAUCGCGUUCCGCAUGCUCGACCACGCAACAAACAUCAACCACGACCUCGAAACGCGCGUGACAAUCAGCGACAUCAACGGCGACAUGCUCGCCGAGGGCCGCAAGCGGUCGCUCGACACGCCGUACUACAACACGCGGCGGCUGUCUUUUGUCGAGGCCAACGCCGAGCACAUGCCGCACAUCGCGUCCGAGUCUGUCGACCUCUACACCGUCGUCUUUGGCAUCCGCAACUUCACCGAUAAGCAGGCCGCCCUCAACGAGGCCUUCCGCGUGCUCAAGCCCGGCGGUGUCUUUGCCUGCAUGGAGUUUAGUAAGGUCGAUAACCCGCUCUUCGAUGCCGUCUACAAGCGCUGGAAUUUCAGUGCCAUCCCCCUUAUUGGCCAGGUCGUUGCGGGCGACCGUGAUAGUUAUCAGUAUCUGGUUGAGAGUAUUGAGCGGUUUCCGAGCCAGGAGGAGUUUCGGGAUAUGAUUCAGACCGCUGGGUUUAUGAUUCCUGGGCGUGGCUUUGAGAAUCUUACUGGGGGUAUUGCUGCCAUCCAUAAGGGAAUCAAGCCUAUUGUUAAGGCUUGA
Penicillium alfredii is the source of this 954-nucleotide messenger RNA. Its product is annotated as class I SAM-dependent methyltransferase. NCBI's taxonomy places the organism in Eukaryota, Fungi, Ascomycota, Eurotiomycetes, Eurotiales, Aspergillaceae. The record is from RefSeq and is a predicted model, not a curated record. Gene Ontology annotation, molecular function: methyltransferase activity. Gene Ontology annotation, biological process: ubiquinone biosynthetic process. The transcript has 2 exons. The coding region runs from base 1 to 954 and encodes 317 amino acids.